This is a messenger RNA of Aureobasidium vineae, 2124 nucleotides long. NCBI's taxonomy places the organism in Eukaryota, Fungi, Ascomycota, Dothideomycetes, Dothideales, Saccotheciaceae. The record is from the annotation of a GenBank genome assembly.
AUGCUCCACGAGGUCCUCCUCGCCCUCAGCGGGCAUCCCUCGCCGCUGUUCCCUGCGACUGCACCGCCCGGCCGAUCGUCUGACGCCUUUGUAGACAAAGAUUUCCCACUCUUGUCAUCAUCAGAAGCGGCUUUAUUGGCGACGGUUGGCAAGCUCGCCAGUCUGCAUCGUCAAAUUCGAGACCACGCAAAUCGCAUUGUUUCGCAACAUCCUUCAACCAUCUGUCGUGCCGUAGCUGCUUCAUUGCUGCAAGUCCAUCUUGCACGCUUCCGUGAAAAGAUUCUUGAUGUCGAGAGGCAGAUCUUGACCAAGGAUGCUGCCAUAGUGGGUGCAUACAACAUUGUACCCCUCUCUGCAGUCGUCGGCGCGUUUGAUGAGUGGAAUCGUCGCAUGGACUGGUAUUGGAGUCUUGCAUGCUUCAUACAGCCUCUAGACACGAUCAAAUCUGAUCAAGCAACCGGAGCUGGACUUAUCGAUCAUCUGCGGUCAGAGCUGCAAACCGGUUUUCCCGACAUUGGAACCGCAGCAACAGAGUUGAGUUGCGUCGCUGACAAGGCCUGGCUGAAACAGGUGUCUGUGUGGCUGCUGUACGGCUUGCUUCCAAGCCAAGGCGUUGAGGACUUCUUUGUCUCCGUGCAAGAGUCUGCCGAAGGACCACCGUCAUAUGCUCUAAGACGAGAACUGCUGCCCAAACUUGUUUCGCAGCAGACUGGCAGCUCUCUGCUGUUCAUCGGAAAGUCGUUGCAUCAAGUCAAACAGCAUACACAAGGGUCAUCAGCGUCGCAGAUCCUUCAUGGUAGUGAAGAUGCAGCUCUUUUGAAUGCACAUAUUCAACUGCUGUCGUCACUAUCAUUUCCCCUGAUUUCUGCUGCAUUCUCCACCACAAUAUCCUCAAUACGUUCAUCGCUAUCGCAAAAGGUCCUCCAACGCCUACUUCCACCGGAUGAGAUCAAACUUGUGUUGAGUGUGUUCCGUCAGAUCCUGCUUCUGGACCGGGGUGAGUUUGCUGUCUUCUUGAUAUCUGAGGCGGCAGAGAGACUAGAUGCCAGAAGAGUCGAACAUGGCCGAUACUUGCAAGAACCCUCAAGUAGGGAUCUUCGCGGCGUGAUGAUGAAAGAGGGCGAAGUCAAUGAAUCACUCUCACGCACUUGGAAAGCAUUAACGUCUUUACAAACCGAGGACCUCGAAGACGACGUACUUGAGUUCGCCCGUGAGAACAUGCGUCUGGAAAUUGACACGCGACGAGCCGCCACAAGACCCUCAACCUCGGACGGAACAGCCUUGGAUGCGGCAAACUUGUCGAGCACCACGUUCAACGACCUGUUGUUUCCUGUUACCACCAUACUCACAAUGCAAAUUUGCUCUCCGCUCGACCUUUUCGUCUCCCGUGCCGACAUGGACAGGUACUCAGCACUCAACGCAUAUCUGUUGAGUCUCCGACGAGCACAUAUGCGAUUGUCCAACCUAUGGCGAGAAUCAGGUUCACGUCGUGCAGCUGCAAAUCCAGCUCGCCUUAGUGCAGAAGCAAAACGGGUCGCCCACGCUCGUAGCAUUUCUCAACGCAAGGUCUGGGCUACAUGUAGUGCAGCUGUCUUUUUGCUGUCAGAAACCACGGCAUACUUUGAGGGUGAGCUGAUCACGAGCUCAUGGGACACUUUCUACUCGUGGGCCACGGCUCAGCAUCACGACCCUGAGACUUUGGGACGUGCCCAUCGCUCAUUCCUCGCUGCACUGUCCUAUGUAAUAUUGCUCACCGACACAGUCUACACGCGAUCCCUUCGUGACUUACUCACACACAUCGACGCUCUGGUCGCCCUGUUUGGUCGCCUUCAACGGCUUCAACAAACAUCCAGUCUUGGUUUAGGUGGCACAGACUUCCUCGACGAUGAAGAAGGAGAGGUAGCACGUGAACUCGACCGUUCCCGCAAACGUGUCGACACUGCCCUCAAAGACGUGGUUGCCAGGUUGCGUCAAUUGGACCAUGAGCGGUUGGGUGCUGCCAGAUACCUCCAACUGGACACUCAAGACACGGGUUUCGAGGUGUGGCGUGGCGGGGGUGUGGAUAGACUGCUGAUGAAACUAGACUUUGGCAGGAUGACUGGUGGUGAAGAGUAUAUUGACUAG